Molecule: messenger RNA, 1407 nt
Organism: Talaromyces atroroseus
Lineage: Eukaryota; Fungi; Ascomycota; Eurotiomycetes; Eurotiales; Trichocomaceae
Exons: 1
Coding region: 1-1407 (468 amino acids)
Cellular component (GO): U5 snRNP
Molecular function (GO): protein binding
Source: RefSeq, a predicted model, not a curated record
AUGUCCAGAUCAGUGCGCCCCAAGCGCGCUGGCGAAGAUUACGCUCGCACCCACCAAGCCGCCGAAGACGAUUUUGCCGGGCCUGCAUCUUCCAAAAAACCACGCUUCGAUUUGCGCAACCCGUCCGCACUGGCACCAGAUGAGCUCGAGGAUGAUGCAGUGCUAGACGCUGACGAGAUUGGUCGCCGAGGACAGGGUGUCCGUCGCAACGCGGUCAAUCUUGAUGGCUACCAAUCCGACAGUGAAAACGAAGGCUUCAAUGCGCGGGUCGAUGCGAAGGCCAAAGCUAAGCGGCGGCAACAACGCGAACAAGAUGCUGGUGGCGAUGACGACGAGGACAUGUUUGCCGAAGAAGGGGAAGACGAAGUUGCGGAUGAAAUGGGCGAAGAAGAGGCAUAUCGAAAGAAUAAGAAAAAUGUGCGCUUUCUCAAGGACGAGGAUAUAGAGGGUCAAGUAAAUAGCUCCCGCGGUGGUCGUAGCGUUCACGUUGACCUCGCUGGUCCGCUUGAUGCGCGAAGAGCUGAAGAGGCAGAAAGUGAGAGCGAGAGUGAGGUAGACGAAGCCGAACGCGCUCGGGUAGACGAAGACCUGGACGAGGAGGUUGGAGCUGGUGGUAAAAAGACGCACGCGCCGCUCAUCGAUGCAUUCAAUAUGCGAACAGAACAGGAAGAAGGCCGUUUCGACGACCAAGGAAACUAUAUCAGAAAAGCUGUUGACCCAGACGCAAUCCAUGACACAUGGUUAGAUGGCGUUUCCAAGAAGGAUAUCCGCCGAGCAAAAGAAGCCGCUGAUAAACGAGAAAAUGAGCGACGUGAGCGAGAUAGGGCGAAUGACAGUAUACUGGCAGCUGACAUUCUACGCACAUUAAUCAAACAUCUUCAGCGCGGAGAAACCGUACUUGAAGCGCUCGGACGACUUGGAAAGGGUCUCCGUAAGAAGCCUAAGUGGCAAAAUAAACAGAAGAACAAACAUAAGAACAACGGCGCACAUGCUGAAGAUGUUGAAAUGACCGAAGAAAAUCCCGAGGAAGCUGCUCGAAAGAAGGCCAUCGAUGAGAUAACAGGCGCCGCAGAUCUUCUCUUGACGAGAGGUCAAACAGAAAUUUACGACCAAGAAAGAGAGAUGCUCACUCGUCAAUUCCGUCGGGAAACAGGUGAAGACUGGAUUGAUCCGCCUGAUGAGGCGGGAGAAGCGCAAACUCAGGUCCCAGGGCAAACCUCGGCGGAUCAAACGACGUUAUGGGAAUAUCGAUGGUCAGACACUCGGGACGGGGGUGAGAUACAUGGCCCAUACGAUGGUGCUAUGAUGCAGUCUUGGAAUGAUGCAGGUUAUUUUGGGGAAGGAGUUGAAUUUCGCAAGUUGGGAGGCACAGACAGUGACUGGGUUCGAGUAACGAUUUUCUCCUGA